Messenger RNA from Lodderomyces beijingensis, 1644 nucleotides. The record is from the annotation of a GenBank genome assembly. NCBI's taxonomy places the organism in Eukaryota, Fungi, Ascomycota, Pichiomycetes, Serinales, Debaryomycetaceae.
AUGGCGUACACCAAGAUAGAUAUCAACGAAGAAGAGCAGAAGUUCCAGCAGGAAGUUGCUGCAAUCAAAAAGUGGUGGUCUGAGCCAAGAUGGAGAAAGACCAAGAGAAUUUAUUCGGCUGAAGAUAUCGCUAAAAAGAGAGGUACUUUGAAGAUUGACUACCCAUCGUCGCAGCAAGCUGACAAGUUGUUUUCGCUCUUGGAGAAGCACGAUGCUGACAAGACUGCUUCGUUUACUUUUGGUGCCUUGGACCCAAUCCACGUUGCUCAAAUGGCCAAGUACUUGGACUCGAUCUAUGUUUCGGGAUGGCAGUGCUCGUCGACUGCCUCGACCUCAAACGAACCAAGUCCCGAUUUGGCGGACUACCCAAUGGACACCGUUCCAAACAAGGUUGAGCACUUGUGGUUUGCGCAGUUGUUCCACGACAGAAAGCAGAGAGAAGAGAGGUUGACCUUGUCCAAGGAAGAGAGAGCCAAGACCCCAUACAUUGACUUUUUGAGGCCAAUUAUUGCCGAUGCCGACACUGGUCACGGUGGUAUCACUGCCAUUAUCAAGUUGACCAAGUUGUUUAUCGAACGAGGCGCUGCCGGUAUCCACAUUGAAGAUCAGGCUCCAGGUACCAAAAAGUGUGGCCACAUGGCUGGGAAAGUGUUGGUGCCAGUCCAGGAACACAUUAACAGAUUGGUUGCUAUUAGAGCUUCUGCUGAUAUCUUUGGCUCCAACUUGUUGGCUGUUGCCAGAACCGACUCUGAAGCUGCUACGUUGAUCACCUCCACCAUUGACCACAGAGACCACUAUUUUAUUGCCGGUGCCACCAACCCAGACGCUGGUGACUUGUCGUCAUUGAUGGCUGAAGCUGAAGCUAAAGGUAUCUAUGGCGAUGCCUUGGCUGCGAUUGAAGUCAACUGGAACAAGACUGCUGGUGUCAAGUUGUUCCACGAAGCUUUUAUUGACGAAGUCAAGAAGGGCAACUAUUCAAACAAGGAUGCAUUGAUCAAAAAGUUUACCGACAAGGUUACCCCAUUGAGCCACACCUCAAACAAGGAGGCUAGAAAAUUGGCCAAGGAGUUGAUUGGUAAGGACAUUUACUUUAACUGGGAGGCCUCGAGAGCUAGGGAGGGCUACUACAGAUACCAAGGUGGUUGCCAAUGUGCCGUUAUGAGAGGUAGAGCUUUCUCUCCAUAUGCUGACUUGAUCUGGAUGGAGUCUGCUUUGCCAGACUAUGCCCAAGCCAAGGAGUUUGCCGACGGCGUCAAGAGUGCCAUUCCAGAGCAAUGGUUGGCUUACAACUUGUCGCCAUCCUUCAACUGGAAUUUGGCCAUGCCCGCUGACGAGCAAGAGACUUAUAUCAAGAGAUUGGGUCAAUUGGGUUACGUUUGGCAAUUUAUCACCUUGGCUGGUUUGCACACCACUGCCUUGGCGGUUGACGAUUUCUCCAACAAUUACUCCAAGAUUGGUAUGAAGGCUUAUGGCCAACAAGUGCAAAAGCCAGAAAUUGAAAAGGGGGUUGAAGUUGUCAAGCAUCAGAAAUGGUCCGGUGCCACCUAUAUUGACGGUUUGUUGAAGAUGGUCACUGGUGGUGUCUCGUCAACUGCUGCUAUGGGUGCUGGUGUCACCGAAGACCAAUUCAAAGACAAGCAUUAA